Molecule: messenger RNA, 3227 nt
Organism: Cyprinodon variegatus (sheepshead minnow)
Lineage: Eukaryota; Metazoa; Chordata; Actinopteri; Cyprinodontiformes; Cyprinodontidae
Exons: 5
Coding region: 441-902 (153 amino acids)
Source: RefSeq, a predicted model, not a curated record
UUCUAGGCUAGAAGUCGUCGGAGGUGAAACAAUCAUUUUUUACAUUAAAUUUGAAGUUUGCUUUUUCUGUUGUGUUCCUUGUUUAAUAUACCACCGUUUUCAAAGAAAUAUUUUACAGCAAAACUCGUAUAAUCAAAUAUCACAUUGUUUCACUAUUACCUCGGUCAUCAGAGUAACAUUUUAAUAGGAAGACAUGGCUCAGUUUCAGAGCUUUGUUACUAAAAAUUAAAAAUAUAAAGAUAAGUAGGCGAUUUCCUUUCACUGUGAGACAUCGACGAGGGAUUUUUUUCACCAAUUUACAGUAACAGUAUAUUACCAUCCAGUAGGUGGCGACAUUUCACCAACCACACCAUUGCUUGCCAACCAACAAUAAGCAAGAGGAAGAAAAGUGGAAGCGGCGCAGCAAAUACGCCACAUUCAUCAUCUGUUUGUUUAUAGUUAUGUCAAGCGGCUCACACGUCCAGUUAACUUUACCGCAGUGGGAUGGAGGCUGUCGGAAGAUUCGUUUUAUUUAUUUAAUGGAUUCUUCAUCCUUUAGUUUGACCAGCUGUCUCAGUCAGGGUCCAGUUAUUCCUCUGUAUUUAGGAGCUGAUCUCCUGUCCAGCACUGACAUCCGGGUGGAAAACCAUCCCAGGUACCAUGCAAAGUUUGCAAAGAAAGGACUUGCCACUAAAGUGCAUUUUCCCUCAGAAUUUAGAUUCCAGGGACUGAGGGUGCCUGCUGCAAAUAACAGUUUGUGGUUCUACAGCAUUCAAGGACUUUUCCGAUUAGCUUUUGAAAUGUACAAUCAACAAGAGCAGCUUGCAGUGCUAGAGAACUUCCAGAGACAUUUCAUCAUCACCUCUCAUCAAAAUGACCUCUUCAGAGUUGAAACAGCUUUAAGAAGAUGUUUGGAAAUCUAAGAUGGAUCAAGGUCCACUAGAAAUGAGCUACAACCUCAAUAUGCAGCUUGACAUUCCAGUGUCUCCAAGCAUGGCUGACAGAGAGUUAGAGAGUGGAAUACCUGGACAUAAUCAUAGCCAGACCAACAGGAAAAUCCUGGAUUCAUGUGUUAGAAAUGCAGCUGAUACAUCAGCAGAUCAUGAUUAUUGUUCGUUUACAAAGCAAAGCCGGCAAACCAAGAAUAUCCAUCCCACUGUAGCCUCUCUCAGAGAAAAGCUGCACCACUUGGACGAACAGCUCUGCGCUCCCACUCAGAGCUACACAGAUUGUCUGGAGACUAUCUUGCUGCUUUUAGAUAAGAUCAGUUUAUACAUGAAUGGAAACUUGGAUGAAAAGGAUGCAGCUGAAGCUGUGUUAGCACUACUGGAGGCUAAAGACUGGACCAAAGACUCUUUAUAUUCAAGUUACCUGCUCACUUGUAUGGGACGGUGGCUCGGCCAGCAGUUUCAUGCAGCAAACAGUAGCAUCAGUCAGAAGGUGGAGGGUUUCAAAGUUCAGCACAUUGAGCAAAUCAGCGAUUUGCCACCUGCUGAGGAGCUGGCUGCUGAGCUCUUUCCAGAAGCCAUGCAGACUCUCCUGCUGCACUGGAUGGGCUUGAUUGAUGAGUCAACUGAAGGAAAAAGACACAGCGAAUAUCCAAUCCUGCUUCUUAUUCUGGAGUUUGCAAACCAUAACCUCAUUACUGGCGUCGCUCAUGUGCUUUACUCAAGUCUCAUAUGUAAAUGAGGGAAUUUCCAUAGAACUGCCAACACUAUACUGGCACUUUCCUUACAGAUGGGAUUUUUUUGUAAAUUUAUUUUUUCUCCAAAGGAUAAACCAUAUCCAUUGUUCUAAGAGUAGAAGGAAAGGUGCAUUGUUAUUGGUUAUGUUAAUAUAACCUAACUUUGGUGAAACAUGUCAAUUAUUGUGGAUUUUUUUAUUGUUUUCUGUAGAUCUGUUUGACCUCAGUAGAUUGUAGUUGGAUUUUACAAAGAUCUUAAAUAUGACUCACCACAUUAUUUAAAAAUGAAAUUUUAAUCAGCUGCAUUAGGAUGCAAUUAAGUACACAGGCAAUAAUCUGUUUAGUUUGCACAUUUUAUAUAGAGACUACUUUUCUUUAUAGCAAGUUUGAUCUUUUUUGAUAUUUCAUAGAUUUUCCUCUUUUGUAAGCAAGUAGGGGUUGAAAACCUUUACGUUCCAGUCACAUAAAUAAAUCUGUCAUCUUAUUGACCUUGAAGACGAAAGUGAAAAUAAAUCACAAUGAGAUGAGGAGGUAAGGGUCAGAUAGUAACUUGAGUCAAUGGAGUUGGAUCACGUGUAUGAUUCUAGGUUUGAUUUUUAUUAUUUUUUUUUUACUCAAAGCCUGUUCUGUCCAUGAUACACUAUAAAGAAUGGUGGGAUCAUUAAGAUGUUUAGGUCUGUUUUUAUAACCCCUUAAGUCAGGAGAUUCCAUUUGAAGCAAUCAUGUACGCUUUCACACGUAGCCACAGCUACACUAGGGCACGCUGAGACACGGCAAUGCAGAUGAAGCAUCUCACCAAAGGACAACAGCGACGGAGAUAUACAGAGCUGGGGUUCACAUGGUUUAAGUGAAAAUGAAAUUUGUUUUAGUCAAGAUGGUAAAAACAAAUGUUCUGGCUGGUUUUAAACUUUACUUUAGCUUUCAAUCUAUAUUGACCAUGCCAAAAUUAAUAUUUCAAUUUACAUUAGCAACAAUAUUUUAUCAAAUAGAAUGUUACAUUGACUUGGGAUCAUAAAACAAUUGUUGUAAAUAUAUUCUUGCUUUAAAAUCAUUACAUAAACCACUGCAGUCUUCCUUGCAACUGGAAACCCCUAAACAGCUCAAUCUCAGUAAGUUUGAAAGUAAACCUAGCAUAAGGCUGUAUCUGCUGCUUGGGGCUUUUCUUUUAUUAACCAAGCAAAGCCAUUUUCUCCAGUAAAAAAAGUCAAUGCUGUACAAAAAAAAAAAAACAAUAAUUGAAAAAUAGUUGCAGAAAAACAUUCAAUAACAUUUCUCUGUUAAAUCCCUGUAACUGAUAACACAUUAUGCAACUGCAAGCAGGUAUAACACAAAAAAGCGAUGCAUUAUUUUUUUUUCCCCAAACACAAAUUUUAUUACAUGAAAGGAUGGCAUCUGUUACUCAUUCCGAGCUCACUUCAAUGCAGAGCAGUCCAUGAGAAGAGUUUUUCUAACAAUCCCUGUUUCAUUUUCCCCAUUGAGAAAUGAAGAUAAGGGACUCCUAUUAUGCUACCAUAGACCUUAUCAUUUGUUGAAUGGAUGUAAACAGGUUCCAUUUAAACCACAU